Molecule: messenger RNA, 666 nt
Organism: Carassius gibelio (silver crucian carp)
Lineage: Eukaryota; Metazoa; Chordata; Actinopteri; Cypriniformes; Cyprinidae
Product: macrophage migration inhibitory factor
Exons: 3
Coding region: 119-466 (115 amino acids)
Molecular function (GO): phenylpyruvate tautomerase activity; cytokine activity
Source: RefSeq, a predicted model, not a curated record
AUAGAAGUAGUACUGGCACAGUGGCACCGCCGUUACUUACCUUAUUCAACCCGAGCUCACGUCUGAUCCUUCCAGUUUACGCUGUUUUACAGUAAGAGCGAUCUUCUCCGUUGCAGUCAUGCCGAUGUUCGUGGUGAACACAAACGUGUCUAAGGACGCGGUUCCUGCUGAGCUGCUCUCGGAGGCCACGCAGGAGCUCGCCAAAGCGAUGGGGAAACCCGCGCAGUACAUAGCCAUACACAUCAACCCAGAUCAGAUGAUGAUGUUUGGGGGCAAAGGAGAUCCAUGCGCACUCUGCUCUCUCACCAGCAUUGGAAAGAUUGGGGGGGCACAAAAUAAGAAAUAUUCCAAACUUCUUAUGGGCCUGCUCAACAAACACCUUGGGAUUUCACCCGACAGGAUCUAUAUAAACUUUGUUGAUAUGGAUGCAGCCAAUGUGGCUUGGAACAGCACCACCUUUGGAUAAAGAGUAUGGAUUUAUGGCCUGAUAUAAGGCUGCCGUUUCUAUUCCAGCUCUAUUCAGAGAAAAGCUUUUGGAAGCAUAAUGCUAUUAGUCAUACAAAGUGUACAAAGCAUAAUGCUAUCAGUUAAAUCUUAACACACAGCACUUACUGCUUACAGCAGACAACCUCUUGCUUUGACAAUAAAGUUUUCUUUCAACUGUUA